UCGACUCGUCCUCGCUCGUUGCAUAGCGCAAAAUUUAAUUGCCGAAUAAAAGGCCAAUUGCAUCGGAGUCAAAAGUCAUUGGAACGUAGGAGCCAGUGCUGUUUUUACAAUUGAGAGUUUCGGUAGCGCUUUGACACGCGCACACCUGUUGCUCAGCUGUGUGGUUGCGCAUGGAAAGAGAGAGAGAGAGAGAGAGAGAGAGAAAGAAAGAAAAGAGAGCUAGGUCGAUCGUCGCGCAGGUACAGAGCGUUAGUACGGGCAUACAGGCACAGUAAAGCGCGAUCAGUGUCGUGAAACGCACGCGUCUUCAGUCACAUCGGCCUCCGUCUACGUAGGCACGCGCGCACAUAUGGGCGAGCAGAAGAGCAUGAAUUUUGACAGUAAGCAGCAGUCGCGGACGAACGGCUGCGGCGGCGGCGGCGGCGACUCCAAUAACAAGACGGCGUCCAGCUGGUCCUGGACCAAGGAUGCAAACAACGGCAAUGACAGCAAGACAAAUGGAGCCAAGGCGUCUUCGGGGACGAUCAAACCGAGCCAAAAAGACGACAGGAAAAAGAGUCUGUUUUGGGCCUACUUCUGGUGGCUGUUCGGCGGCGUCUUCGGGGCCCACCACUUCUACCUCGAGCGCGACGAUCACGCCUUGAUAUGGUUCUGCACCCUCGGCGGCUACUUCGGCUGCGGAUGGCUCAGGGACAUUUAUCGGCUGCCGAGCUACGUGGCCGACGCCAACGACGAGUCCGAGUACGUCAAUUGGUUCAAAUAUCGUGUCCGCUUUUACAACAAGCCACCUUUUGCCUCGGUGCGCUACGUCGGUGCGACCAUCGUGGCCUACCUCUUCGGCCAGUUGUUCAUCAUGGCCAUACCCGGCGACGAGAUCUACGGCAUCAAUUUCAGGCCGCUGAUUAUUUUGACUCCUAUCGCAGUUGCCUUUGGAACUUGGCUGGUCGGUAACGUCGGUCGCGAGCGCGGCUCGAUAUGGGCGAGCUUGCUCGUGGCCUACCUCUUCUAUCCGACCCUCGACUACAUCGGCGACGAGACCCUCUGGCUGGGCGUGAUGGUCGUGGCCGCGACCUUGGCCUUCGACACCUUCUCCAAGAAGUGGCGUCUCGAGAAGAAACCAAAGCAAAAGCCCAUGAGACGCGUCGUCGUCUUCGUCGCCUUUGCUCUGGUUUACUCCUCCAUGUGGACCAGCUACUUUUACUUCAACGCCACGCUCACCGACAGCUUGGGCGAGGAAGUCAAAGUAUCCGAGGCGAUCAAGCAUUUCCUAAGAUCACCCAUUUGGCUUGACCUCAAGACUUGCUUGGACGAAACAUGGCGGCACGCGAGACACCACGGCUUUUGGGCGACCUGGAGACAAAUCAUCGAUUUUACCGAUCCUCGUGGGGAAAUAAACGCCUAUAAGGUUCUCGGGUUGGCUCAUACAGCUUCGCAGACAGAAGUCACGACCAGGUGGCGCAAAUUGUCCCGAGAAAACCACCCUGACAAGUGCAAGGGUACAGAAGAGGAGCGUCGCCAGGCGCAAGAAAAAUUCAUGGAAAUUCAGGAAGCCUACGAGAUCCUCUCGAACGCGAAAAAUCGACGACAGAAAAAAAACAAAAAGUCUGACCAUGAUCUGUAGCCUCAAAAAAUAUGAAGUGUU
Molecule: messenger RNA, 1642 nt
Organism: Trichogramma pretiosum
Lineage: Eukaryota; Metazoa; Arthropoda; Insecta; Hymenoptera; Trichogrammatidae
Gene: wus
Product: dnaJ homolog subfamily C member 22
Exons: 5
Coding region: 350-1621 (423 amino acids)
Biological process (GO): endocytosis
Cellular component (GO): early endosome; plasma membrane
Source: RefSeq, a predicted model, not a curated record